AUGGCUGCCAUUAGAUUACAUAGAAGGGUUUUUAGGGAAAGAAAGGAUUGUUUACCAGUAUACAGUGAUGCUGAACUUGUUGAAAGAUUUAGAUUGGAUUCUGCUGGCAUUCUUUUUAUAGAAAGCAGUAACACUCAGGUUGUUUUUGAUCCAAACUACAGAAUAAUUGAUGUUGUUGCUAAAUGGCCAGGGUCAACACACGAUUCUCGCAUCCUUAAUGAGAGUGGUCUCAAGGUGUUGUUUGAGCAAAAUCAUCUCCCUGUCCAUACUCACUUACUCGGAGACAGUGGUUACCCCUCCAAACGCUGGCUAUUAACUCCGUUUCUGCGACCAAAUCAGGGCUCCCAGACGAAUUACAACAGAGCCCACAAGAAGACGAGAAGUGUGGUGGAGAGAGGGAUAGAGCUGAUCGAGAGGCGAUUUCAUGUCCUGCAUGGUGAGAUCCGCCUUUCACCAGAAAAUGCAUGCCAGGUGAUAUUAGACUGUUCCGUCCUUCACAACAUCUGCAAGGACCGUAUUAUUGCAUGCCCCCUGCCAGGUGAUGAAGAUGGGGAAGAGGAUGAUCAUCAACAGAUUGUAAAUGCCAACAACAACAACUGCAAUCAUGAUGGAACAAGAUACAGAAAACUGUUUGCUGACACUCACUUUUGA
Messenger RNA from Saccostrea cuccullata (small rock oyster), 651 nucleotides. RefSeq names its product putative nuclease HARBI1. The transcript is spliced from 3 exons. Lineage: Eukaryota; Metazoa; Mollusca; Bivalvia; Ostreida; Ostreidae. The record is from RefSeq and is a predicted model, not a curated record. Bases 1 to 651 code for a protein of 216 amino acids.